GUGUAUAAAAUACCUCUUCAACUACACCAACAAAAACACUUUGUUGUUUCGUUUCACGUAUAAUAUGUACACAAGUAUGUGGGACACUGUCGUGUAUAAUAACCAACAUAUAUCUGGUGUUGCUCCUCUUACCUUUUAACUUUAUGUUGGAAUACCAAUCGUCAAUUCUCUUUGCACACAAAGGAAUUUGUCAGACUAAGUGAGAUUUCGGUUAAAAGAUCAAGAGUGUCAGUGGAUGGUGUAAACCUUUUCGAAUUUUCUUAAUUUAAUUUAAGAAAGUUGUAAAUGAUUCAAAGCUGAACUAGUUGAGAUUUGUGUAAAUGGAAAGAAAAUUGUGAAGAUUUACGGAAAAGGUGUAGAUGAUAUUAUUAAAUUAGCUGGUAAAUUGAUCCGUUCACAGUUUCAACCAAUACACAUAAACGCAUCUGUGAGUGUUAACAUCCACAGAGGACCGCAUUCCAAGAGCUCUGGUGUGUUACCUACUGUUAAAUGAUUUUUUUAUCCGUACCCACCAACUAUUUCAUGUAAAAAUAUUGGUUUUGUCGUCGAUUUUUUCUGCGUUUAAUUGCGGUUGAUCGAUAUUUUUAUCACACAUUUACUACCGACAAAUGAGCCGAUUUCUUUUAAAUGAAUAUUCAAUGGAAAAUGCGAAACAUAAAGCUCAAUAACAAAAGAGUUCAAUGACCAAUACGGAACAAACCUUUGUUUUGUUGUAAGAAAUGGAAUUCUUGCCACUGUGCGAUGUGCUGUUCAAUAUAAUUUCACUAGCAGGAUAUUUUUGUGACGUUGUUUUUGAUGUAGUUUUUUGCUAUGCCUUGCUGGAACGCGGACGAACAACAUAUUCGGUUGUGGUGAUUUUCUCAAUCACAUUUUCACUCAUUAUAUCCCAGAUUGUGUCUCUUCGAUGGUACCUCAAUAAAUCACGGACAGAUUCAACGAGCUCAUCGGCAACGAACAGCAUUGACAAAAAACAGCAACAGAACCAACAGCACGAACAGCACCAUCAAAAUCACCAACAAAUGAUUGAACAACUACCGGUGAAAACAGUGAAAUUUGGAAAAAUAUGUGUUAUAGCCCUACAUUGCGGUAUGUUGGGUGUGCUAUGGCGUUAUGCUAAAUUAUUUGUACCAGUCGAUUUGCGCCACGUUAAGCACGAAGUUCGUGACUUAUGUAUGCUACGGAUAGUGCAUGCGUUUUGCGAAGCAGCCCCAAUGCUUCUACUUCAACUUCAUGUGUACGUGACUAUGCACAACGAAGACUAUGUGCUAAGCACACCGGAGAUAAAGUUAAAAUCACUGGGCGGUCAAAUAACAUCGGCAAUUGUGCCCAUUCAACCGUCAAAGGCGCAAGAGGAUCAAAUUAAUAUAUUCAAAGAAUUGAUUGUGAUAUCCGUUCUGUUGUCGUUGUUCAGCAUUUGUUGGGCGCUGGCAAGUUUUAAUAAAAACGUCCGAUUGCAAAAUGUUCAUCGACUAGUUCUCACAUGGCUGGGAGUGAUUUUUCAAUUUAUGUGGCGUCUUGGCACAGUUAUUUCACGAGUCGCGUCGUUGACAAUGUAUGCGUCGCUAUAUGGUUCUUGGAUUUUUCUCGUCAUUGUCCUGCAUUGGGUGUCAAUGUUUCUGUGGUUAAUAUCGCCAAAAAAUGUUUUUCACGGCGAACGAAUAUCGCGAUUCAGAAAGGCUACUCUAGUCGGAUUGAUUGCGUUUGUGUAUGUGUUUGCGUAUAUAAAUUUGCAAGAAGUUAAGCAUCGUCAAAAAAUGGUUACAUUUUACGUGGUCAUGUUUUUGGAGAACUCGUUGCUAGUUUUCUUGUGGUUGGUGGGCAUUUGGAGUGUUAAGCCCGACAAUUGGUACAUGGUUCCGAUGUUGGUGUUCUUUACAUUUGCUGCUGGGAUGGCAUUUAUGGUGCUGUAUUAUCGAUAUUUUCAUGUUAGACGACUGGGAUAUUUAGCUGGUGGACGACCUGGUGAAAUCAUUUCAAAGGGCGAUGGCAAUCAUCAAGUAUUUAUCUCAAAUGAAAAUCAGCUGAAUGACGGGUUGAAAUAUUCACCACAUGCCAUACCAGGAGUAUUCAAUUGCCGAUUCACGAGUCCAGUUGGAAACUGUGCUGCUAAACGAAAAAAAAAGAAACCGACGACAUUCAUUCCACCACCGACGUUAUUGUCAUCUCUCCAAAACACUACUGAUCAAUCGAGCGGACUUUUGUCAAUACCAUUUUGGCGUAGACCAUUGCCCAGAUCUCAAACUGGCGGCUCUAGUGAAAAUGAAGGAAGCGCUGGGUCAAGAGUGAAUAUUCAUCAGAAGUUACAGGAGAAAAAGCAAAAACAAUUGGCCGAAUUAAAGAUAAUUGAAGAAGAAAUCAAGCAAGGAAAGCUUGUCGGGCCGAGCUUUGCAUCGAAUUUAGUUGAAUCUGGUGAUGAUGGCCGAGAAUCUCUAUUACGACAACCCAUACCACGCACUAAAAAGCACAUCAAUGUCGAACCAAUUGAAUGGAGAGGACCCAGUCCAGACAUCGGAUCGGCAAAUAAAGUCUUCAACGACUUGAAUGUUCUGUCACCAAACUUAGACGAAGUGAACAAACUCAACAAAUACGCCAAUUAUGACCCUCUGUACAAUAGUUUUGGGUUAAAUGGAAUCAAUAUACCAGCUCUAACCAAAGAAAAUUUUGCUACAAUGGAAAGUACAGCGCGUAACAUGUCACCCAUUUCCUCACAGAUGUCUGCAACUGAAAGUAACUCGCUAACACGUCCAUCAGUGCUGCCACGAUCGAAAAUCCAUCACAACUUACCACGGAAUCCAUUUGCCGAAACUUAUCGAAUGAAUUUUUCCAAUGUCUAUGCUGAUGGUGCAAACAAUCGAUCUACAUCGAUGAGUCCCAGAAAUACUCAAAAAAGUCCUAGCCGAGGAGUGUUGUUUGACCAUCAUGCUGGGCUUUAUUUAGAUAUUAAUCACCCUCGUCAAAUAUCGGGAACGUAUAGCAGUAUGGAACAUUCCGGUGUUGAAAAUUUGCCGUUUCCCUACAGUGUGAUACCCCCACCUAAAAGUAAAUUGGACAGCCGUCAACAGACCCCAACAGCACCAUCAAUGUGCGCCAAAUUUGCGCCGCAGAGAAUAAUUCAACGACAAAUGCAACGUGCUAAAACACCAGAAAUUCUAUUGGCACCACAUUACUUAGACAAUUCCCGAAUCUAUUAUGAAUGGGCCUGUAGAGAACAGUCCAGAUUUAAAAGCAACGAUCAGCAUAGACUAAGUAGUGGCGAUGAAAAUCUAGACGACCGCGAUGAAAGUGUUUUGGAUGGAGAUUUGAGUGGCAGAAUGCCGUCCGAUAUUGAUAGUCAGAUGUCCCUACCGCGGUCAUACACACUGCCUCGGGAAUAUAAAUAUUAUAGACGUAACAAGGCCAGAAAAAUAAUCAAAAAUGAACAUUUCAUAACCAGCACCAACAGUAGUGACGGUGAUGUUGAUAGCGGUGACGACAAUGAAUCGGAACGUCAAUCGAACCAAUCAUCGAAUCGUACGUCCAACAAUUCACAAAGACGGUCAUCGAAUGUACGAAAAAAUAAUUUUCAACAUUCGUCGCCCACAUCAACAGCGUUGAAAUCAAAUAACAACAACAACAACAGUUCGUCGUCUCCACUUUCACACCAGCAAUCGUCAUUGCAUCACAUUGCUGCCGCAUCGACAAACUACAUUAAUGCUGGCAGUAAUGUGAUCGGAAAACCAUUGAAUGGUGUCCCAGUGGGUGGUGGCAGCGGGUUGAAUGCAAAUAAUCGCCAUCGAUUGCGUGCGUAUGGAAACGGAAAAGGUGCAAUGGUUAGGCAUGAAACUAAGUUAUAAUUAUUUUGGGAGAGGGAUAUGUCGCAGCCAUCGACAUUGUGUCAGGCAGAAUGGCCAUAGAGCGUUUCAGAAUUUUUUGUUUUUAAUUUGCUCUCAACGACAUUAUUGUUGGAAUUUCAUUUUUCUUUAUUAUUUUAAUUUAACUUAUUGAACAGAGUUGGGGAACACAGUGUUUUCGAUUACAACAUUAAAAUUGUUGGGAGCUUAAUAGACUGGUUUUUUGUAUGUAAAUUUAUUUUUGCUAAAUUUAAUAUUUUUAUUGUGUAAAUAAAAUCAUUUUUUUAA
Bradysia coprophila is the source of this 4118-nucleotide messenger RNA. RefSeq lists its product as uncharacterized. The record is from RefSeq and is a predicted model, not a curated record. Gene Ontology annotation, cellular component: membrane. NCBI's taxonomy places the organism in Eukaryota, Metazoa, Arthropoda, Insecta, Diptera, Sciaridae.